Messenger RNA from Macadamia integrifolia, 1573 nucleotides. RefSeq names its product probable polyol transporter 6. The transcript is spliced from 3 exons. Gene Ontology annotation, cellular component: membrane. Lineage: Eukaryota; Viridiplantae; Streptophyta; Magnoliopsida; Proteales; Proteaceae. Gene Ontology annotation, biological process: transmembrane transport. Gene Ontology annotation, molecular function: myo-inositol:proton symporter activity. Bases 80 to 1573 code for a protein of 497 amino acids. The record is from RefSeq and is a predicted model, not a curated record.
AGAGAAAGAGUUUCUAACACAGAGAGAACGGAGCGUGUGGGGAAACACUAAGUGGGAAUACAGGCGAAAACGAAGGGCGAUGGGGACAAUGGAGAUUGCUACGGGUGAGAAUGAGAAGGCAAAGCUCAACAAGUACGCACUCGCUUGUGCUAUAGUGGCUUCAUUGAUCAACACUAUAUUUGGUUAUGACACGGGUGUAAUCAGCGGAGCCAAUAUCUUCAUAAAAGAAGAUCUCAAACUCAAAGAUACCCAAAUCGAAGUUCUUGCCGGAACCCUAAAUUUAUGUGCUCUGGUGGGUUCGGCCUUGUCUGGUAGAACCUCUGAUAUGAUCGGCCGACGUUACACAAUCGUCGUAGCAUCUGUUAUUUUUAUGGUCGGUGCAGUCCUAAUGGGUUUCUCUCCUAACUUCGCAAUCCUCAUGACCGGACGUUGCAUUGCCGGGGUCGGAGUGGGCUUUUCUCUAAUGAUUGCACCGGUUUACUCGACUGAAAUAUCCUCUUCUUCACACCGUGGAGCUCUUUCUUCUCUCCCUGAGCUAUGCAUUAGCAUUGGAAUCUUACUAGGUUACAUCUCUAAUUUUGCCUUUUCGAAGCUGCCAUUGAAGCUUGGAUGGCGUAUGAUGCUAGGUAUCGCCGCCAUUCCUUCAAUUGGUUUAGCUUUAGGAAUCCUUUGGUUGCCGGAAUCUCCGAGGUGGUUGGCAAUGCAAGGAAGACUCAAGGAUGCUAAGGAGGUAUUGUUGUUGGUUUCUGAUUCAAAAGAAGAGGCGGAAUCAAGGUUUAGCGACAUCAAAGUAGCUGCAGGGAUCGACGAGAAGUGUAACGAAGACGUAGUGACUCCGGCGAAGACUGCUUCCGGUGCCGGAGUUUGGAAAGAGCUCUUGAUAAGGCCAACACCGACCGUUCGUCGGAUAAUACUUGCUGCAUGGGGGAUCCACUUCUUUCAGCACCUUACAGGUAUAGAAGCCGUGGUCUUGUAUAGUCCAAGAAUCUUCAAGAAAGCUGGGGUUAUGGACAAGCAGAAGCUCUUGCUUGCAACAAUAGGGGUUGGGGUUACAAAGGCAAUCUUCAUCUUGGUUGCUACCUUCAACCUGGACAAGUUUGGGAGGAGAAGACUGAUGCUGACAAGUGUUUUAGGUGUAACUACAGCACUAACAGUAUUAGGGUUUUCUUUGACCAUGGUGCAUUUCUCCACAAGGCAGCUUUAUUGGGCUCUCUGUCUUAGUAUUAUCUCCACAUAUAAAUAUGUGGCUUUCUUCUCUAUUGGGCUUUCAACCGUUACAUGGGUUUAUACUGCAGAGAUAUUCCCCUUAAGGCUUAGGGCACAAGGAGCUAGUAUUGGGGUGGCUAUUAAUAGAGCUAUGAAUGCUGCAAUUUCUAUGAGUUUCAUAUCUAUCUAUGAAGCUUUAACCAUUGGUGGUGCUUUCUUUAUGUUUGCUGGGUUUGGAGCGUUGGCCGCAUUGUUCUUUUACUUCUUUAUGCCUGAAACUAAGGGAAAGGCUUUGGAAGAAAUUGAGAUGUUAUUUACCCCAGGAGGCUCUAAAGCUAGACAUGGAACGACUGAAGAAGAGCUCUAA